AUGGAGGGGAAGAGGACGUUGACGAUGAAUUGGGAAGGUUUAGGAGAAGACGAUGACGAUGAUCGUUUUUUUGAGACAUUUGAUCGAAUAUCAUCUGCUGUGUCCCUUGAACUUGCCUCUUCUGACUCGUCCGAAGAUGAAUUCGAUGAGAGUCGCAUGUCUUUUGCUUCUGCUCUCUCAUCAGCUUCCAUUAAUUCCUUCCGUAGCCAUAAAUCAGUUGCACAAUCUUCAUCAAUGUUGGAAGAUUACGACAUGUGGACUGCGGAACCGGAGUCCAUCACAGAUCGUCGCAAACGCCUCCUUCAGGGUAUGGGAUUAUCGAGCAACAAGGACCUUUUGAGAGUCACCAGCACUAAAUUUGCUCGAGUCAUCUCUAAAAAAAUUGACAAUGCUUCAGUUGAUUCAUCUCCGUCGCAGGAAUCAAACCAAGGGCAUUCACCUUCAAUUCCUAUUGUGUUUGUCCGGUCUAGAUCCGAUGGAGAUAUUGAAUCGUUUUCUGCAAGUACCAAACAAAGAAAAGAAGAAUUAAUCGGUUCUAUAUCCAAACAGCGUAUUACUAGAACUUCAUCAGUGUUAUUAACACCAAGCACAGGUAUAUGUCACUGCGCCAAUUCUGUAAUAUUAUCACCAAAGACAGCUAGAAACCGAUCUUCAAUACCCAAUAAUGGAGCGUUGCAAUCUAUGUUGUCAGAUGGCCGGUUUGAUUCAUUUUUCCUGAUAAAGAAUUUGGAUACUGGAAAGGAAUUCAUUGUUAGAGAGUUCAAUGAAGAAGGAAUGUGGAAUAAGCUGAGUGAUAUUCAGACAGGAAAACAGCUUACCAUGGAGGAAUUCGAGAAGUGUGUCGGGCAUUCUCCUGUUGUUAAGGAGUUGAUGCGUCGACAGAUUGUUUCAAGACAUUCCGAUGAUGACAGGAAAGUUGGUGCAAAUUCGUACCUUAGUAAGAGCUUCAGAUAUAGCAAGAGGAGAGGGGUCGCUCUUUUGAAAAAUAUAAAAGGUGUAGCAAAUACAAUGAGUGGAUUAAUUGUUGACAAAGAAAGAGAGCAUCCUUUACCAGCAGACCAGAAAGCUAGCAAGAACUCCUCAUCCGAAUGGGUUAAAGUUCGUCAGCACGGGAAACACUAUAAGGAAUUCACUGGUUUGCAUUUGUGUCAAGAAAUUCAGGCUCAUGAGGGCUCAAUUUGGACCAUCAAAUUCAGCUUGGAUGCACAUUACCUUGCAACCGCAGGAGAAGAUAGGGUAAUCCGUGUGUGGGAAGUGCAAGACUGCGAUGUUAUGCCAACCAGACCGCCUGAUGACCUGAAUUCUGCCAGUGCCACUCCACUCCACCCAAUGGCAUGCAGUAUUUCAGAUCGGCCUCCUCUAGCUGAGAUCACACCUAUGCCUUCAGAAAAGAAGAAAAAGGGGAAGAAUUCUAACAGGAAAAAGGGCAACUCAAUUCCUGAUUAUGUCCAAGUCCCAGAAAGUGUGUUUGCACUUUCAGAAAAACCAGCAUGCACUUUCACAGGUCACCUCGAUGAUGUCUUGGACCUGUCUUGGUCAAGUUCUCAGCUGCUACUAUCAUCUUCAAUGGACAAAACAGUUAGGCUAUGGGACAUGGAAAGCAAGAGCUGUUUAAAGUUGUUCGCUCACAAUGACUAUGGUAAGAUGCUAUACUGCUCAAUUAUUCGUGGGCCCAACAAUGUAACUUGUAUACAGUUCAAUCCAGUGGAUGAUGAUUACUUCAUAAGUGGUUCAUUGGAUGGAAAGGUUCGAAUUUGGAGCAUACCUGACCGGCAAGUUGUAGACUGGACUGAUCUCCAUGAAAUGGUUACUGCUGCAUGCUAUACUCCUGACGGCCAGGUAAGCACAGCAAUGUUUUGCUAUAUUUUCCUUCUCAAAGUCAAUCAUCUGCUUCCCCCUAGUCCGGCUUGGGAAUUGGGUUUCUCAUUAAGACCCAGUUUUCAAGUACUUGGGGAAGUUUCUGAAAUUGCAGGUUUAAAAUAUUCAUUUCCCAUCCUGUUUCAAUCUACUCCUAGUUACACGAUGGAAAACUUUUUCAAGCUGAAUAACCAGGCAAAUUUGUUUUGGACCGGUGCUGUAAUUGGUUCACAUAAAGGGAGCUGUCGCUUGUAUAGCAUAGUUGAUUGCAAGCUAGAACAAAAAUAUCUUGUAGAUAUCCCAAACAAGAAAAAGGCUCAAGCAAAAAAGAUUACUGGUUUUCAGUUUGCCCCAUGGAGUUCAUCUGAAGUGCUCAUUACUUCCGCAGAUUCUCGGAUUCGACUUUUUGAUGGAUCAAAUAUCAUCCAUAAAUUCAGAGGUUUCCGAAAUACUAGCAGCCAAAUCUUGGCUUCAUUCAGCCCAGAUGGAAAAUAUGUCAUAAGUGCAAGUGAAGAUUCUCAAGUGUACAUCUGGAAGCAUGAAGACCCCCGAAAUAUAGGAACUGGGAAAAGCAGAAGUUCGACCACUGUCCAAUCCCAUGAACACUUCAAGUGUAGAGAUGUUUCUGUCGCAAUCCCAUGGCCUGGAAGUAUUAGAAAUGAGCCACCAAUAGUAGAAGUGCAUUCCAAAAGGCACUCAAAGCGCUCCACCCCACAACAGCAUUCCUCCAGGGGUUCUCCAACCGGAGAAGAUAGCUUAGCAGCUACACAAAGUAAGAGACAGCUGCCACCCCUUCCAAAGAGAAGUAAUGUGUUGGAGAGAUCUUCAAGUUGCCCGGAUGAGGACCCUGCUCAACUUUCUCAUACAGACUCGGGGAUCGGUGCUAGUGAGUCAUUUGCUUCAGCUUCGGCUUCCCUUAGGUAUGGUGACUCACCUUCUAUUUCUGCUUCUAGCAGAUCUCAAUCUUGGUCUUCCUCUUGGCCUUGGUUUGAUGGUGGUAAUAGUCAUGGGAGCCACACUGUCCAAGCAACGGCAUGGGGCAUGGUAAUUGUGGCAGCAGGACUAGGAGGUGAGAUCAGGGUAUAUCAAAAUUUUGGGUUGCCACUUAAGGUUGGCCGGUAG
Ilex paraguariensis (yerba mate) is the source of this 2979-nucleotide messenger RNA. The record is from the annotation of a GenBank genome assembly. NCBI's taxonomy places the organism in Eukaryota, Viridiplantae, Streptophyta, Magnoliopsida, Aquifoliales, Aquifoliaceae.